Messenger RNA from Colletotrichum orchidophilum, 228 nucleotides. RefSeq lists its product as uncharacterized. NCBI's taxonomy places the organism in Eukaryota, Fungi, Ascomycota, Sordariomycetes, Glomerellales, Glomerellaceae. Bases 1 to 228 code for a protein of 75 amino acids. The record is from RefSeq and is a predicted model, not a curated record. The transcript has a single exon.
AUGGUGCCUUCAUGCGGCCUCGCGUGCGGCCUGUCAUUACCUACCGGCAGUCUUACCAGGCAAGCUUCUUCGAACACCCCAACACUCCUUGUGCCCGCAGCACACCUCACAUGGUCAUCUGGUCUACCAAUCAUCCCGAACAAUGGGGUACCGCACCCCCUUAGUCCCCGGUCGCCUCACUUCCAUCGGCGUUCGACGGAUUGUCGUCUACCUCUUGAGCCAAGAUGA